AUGGAUGAAGAUCAGGGCCCAAGCCAAAUCGUCCCUGGGACAGCUCCCAAGCGGACAAUGGGAGAUCGCCUUCGCAGCACCAAGAACAGAUUCUUCACCAAGGACGGCCUGAUCGGCGACUACGACUAUGCUUUCCUCUUCACCCCGAACUUGCCGUUUAUGAGGAAGAGUCGCAAAGCCGCUCCCUUCUUUGGCUUGAACGACCGGAUGCCUACGCUCUUGGCCCUGUUGCUAGGAUUCCAGCACGCCCUUGCCAUGUUGGCUGGCAUCAUCACGCCGCCUAUCCUGCUGAGCGGCGCUGCAGGUGCUAAUCUCACUGGGGAGAUGCAACAAUAUCUUGUCUCCACAGCUUUGAUUGUCUCCGGCUUGUUGUCCAUGAUCCAAAUCACCAGAUUCCAUAUUCUGAAGACUCCUGCCCUUUGCGCUCUGAUUGAAAUUGCCAUCUCCUUCAUGCCCCCAAAGGUGAUGCUUCGCAUCUUCCCGCCCAUCGUGACUGGCCCGACAGUCAUGCUCAUCGGCAUCCACUUGAUCGAGACUGGUUUCCAGAACUGGAUGGGCGGCUCCGGCCCUUGUGCCAACCCGACUUCCGACUUCUUCGCCCGGUGCCCCAACAUUUCCGCGCCUCAUGCCCUCCCUUGGGGCUCCGCCGAGUACUUGGGCUUGGGCUUCUCCGUCUUCGUGACCAUCAUUCUCUGCGAGCGAUUUGGCGCGCCCAUCAUGAAGUCGACAUCCGUUGUUAUUGGUCUCCUUGUUGGAUGCAUCAUCGCCGCUGCGACUGGUUACUUUGACCGCUCCGGAAUCGACAGUGCCCCUGCCGCCUCUUUCAUCUGGGUGCACACCUUUAAACUCACCCUUUACGGGCCGCUCAUCUUGCCUUUGUUAGCCGUCUAUAUCAUCUGCGCCACCGAGGCCAUUGGUGACAUUACUGCUACUUGUGAUGUCUCUCGCCUUGAGGUUGAGGGCCGUCUUUUCGAGUCCCGUAUCCAGGGAGGCGUCCUCGCUGAUGGUAUCAACGGCGUUCUUGCGGCCCUAAUGACCAUCACACCUAUGACAACUUUUGCUCAAAACAACGGAGUCAUCGCUCUCACCCGCUGUGCUAACCGCAGCGCCGGCUACUGCUGUUGCUUCUUCCUCAUCAUUAUGGGCAUCUUUGCCAAAUUCGCCGCAUCGCUUGUCGCCAUCCCCUCCUCCGUGCUUGGAGGUAUGACCUCGUUCCUCUUCACGGCUGUCGCCGUCUCCGGUAUGGCCAUCAUCACAAAGGGUGUGCCUUUCAACCGACGAAACCGCUUCAUCCUGACCGCUGGUCUCACACUCGGCUAUGGCGCCACUCUCGUUCCUACGUAUUUUGACAACGUCUUUACGUAUGCUGGUGACAACCGCGGCCUAAGGGGGUUCCUCGACGCCAUCGUACUCAUCAUGGAGACGGGCUUCGCUAUCACAGCCUUCGUCUGCAUGUUCCUCAACUUUGUGCUCGACGAGGAGAUUGAGGACACAGAGGGCCAUGAUGUCAUCCCCACCACUGGUAUCGUUACUCCAAAGGACGUUAAUGGUGGGGAGAGUGCGCGGGGAGCUGAUUCAGAGGAUAUUCAGCCCGUUGGGCAUAACACCACUGGCAAGCGUGAUGAAAAGCUUAUUCAUUGGCGACAUGGCCUUGUUUUCUUUGGGCUGCAGGAUGCGGAGCUGGCCGGAGCGAAUCCCGCAAAUGAGUGCGAGGGCGACGGUAUUUUUGGUCUGCGUGAGGACUCGGACAGCUUCAACGACAGGAUGAAGGGCAUAAAUAUGCAGGAAGCGAGGCGGCGAUUUACGUCGAUGGAGGCAUGGGAGCUUCCCAAGCACCCCAGCGCCAUUGCGCCAGAAGGCGUACGAACCAACCCGGACAUGGACCCCGUGCCGGUGCCAAUGCGGACUUGGUCGUUGUGGACUAUCCUGGCGUACUGGAGUACCGACCUUAUGAACCUCUCAACUCUACAGACCGCCGGAUCUAUACUUGCUGUCGGACUCAGCUGGCGAGAGGCGAUUCCCAUCAUGUUCGUCGGAACAACGUGUAUCGCAAUAGCAAUGGUCCUCAAUGGAGCCAUAGGAAGUCGUCUACAUGUCCCCUUCAGUGUCAUUGCUACGGGUAGCUUUGGGUUCUACUUGAGAUACUUUGCCAUUGUCAGCAGAGCCAUCCUUGCUAUGUUCUGGCUGGGUGUACAGUGCGUCAACGGGAGUGUAUGUGUGACGAUCAUGCUGAGUGCGUGGGCUCCCUCUUACGGACGGAUUCCGAAUGCCCUACCCGAAUCGGCGGGCAUCACCUCCAUGGGAAUGUGCUCAUUCUUCCUCUUCUGGAUCAUUCAACUGCCGUUGUUACUCAUUCACCCCACUAAACUUCGACCGCUCUUCUACGUCAAGUUACUUGCUACUCCAGCUGUGGUUUUAGGGACCUUGGGAUGGGCUGUCAAACAGGCCGGUGGCGGGGGUGAUAUCUUCAGGUUGCAACCUGAGUUCUCUCCAGGGACUUCCAAGUAUGCCUGGCUUUGGCUGAGCUGCAUGUCGUCGGUUUCGGGACAGUGGAGCACGAUGGCAAUCAAUAUUCCGGACUUCUUGCGCUAUAGCAAGUCCAGGAACGCUCAAAACGUCCAGCUCAUAUUUGUCCCUAUCGUUUUCACCUUGUGUGGAACCAUGGGUAUUAUUACCACUUCGGCCACGAAAGUCUUCCAGGGAGACGGUGAUUACCUUUGGAACCCGCUAGAUAUAGUCAGUCUUUGGUUGGGAAAUGGCUCAGGAGGACGCUGUGCUGCCUUCUUCGGGGCUCUGGCAUGGCUUAUUGCAACGAUCGGCACCAACGUCACGGCAAACAGCAUCAGCGCAGCCAACGAUCUGACUGUCAUGUUCCCGCGCUACAUCAACAUUAGAAGGGGCAGUAUAGUCGCUGCUGUGAUAGGUGCCUGGGUUAUUGUCCCGUGGAAGAUUCUUGCCAGCGCCGCUACGUUCUUGAACUUCAUGGGGGCAUACGCUGUCUUCCUCGCUCCCCUGAGUGGUAUCAUGGCUGCUGACUUCUGGCUCGUUAAAAAACAACGAUACGAUCUGCCCGACUUAUACGACCCUCAUGGUCGCUAUAGAUACAUCGCAGGCUGUAACUGGAGGGCAUUUGUUGCUUUCAUUGUGCCUGUUGCCCCCAACUUGCCCGGGAUGGCUUUGGCAAUCAGUGGCUACCCUGCGGUCCAGAUCUCCGAGGGUGCUCAGAAUCUCUACAGCUUUGAUUGGCUUUUUGGAUUCGUCGUCUCGAUAUUCCUGUAUACCACACUGAGCUGGGUUGUACCUGCAAAGGAGACCUUGGUUGAGCAGACAAUCUUGACCAGGGGAGACGGAAUCGAGAUUGAGGGAACGCGAGACGGUAGUGACAUCGAGAACCCAAAGGUGCCCGAGAAGGUGUUGACCACAGCGGGAGAUGGUCGUCACACUCCUGAAUCGAGAGGCCUUAACGGAGGAACUGGGUGA
Colletotrichum lupini is the source of this 3480-nucleotide messenger RNA. RefSeq names its product NCS1 nucleoside transporter. Gene Ontology annotation, molecular function: xanthine transmembrane transporter activity. The transcript has 13 exons. The coding region runs from base 1 to 3480 and encodes 1159 amino acids. Gene Ontology annotation, cellular component: fungal-type vacuole; membrane. Lineage: Eukaryota; Fungi; Ascomycota; Sordariomycetes; Glomerellales; Glomerellaceae. The record is from RefSeq and is a predicted model, not a curated record. Gene Ontology annotation, biological process: xanthine transport; transmembrane transport.